This is a messenger RNA of Microtus ochrogaster (prairie vole), 476 nucleotides long. RefSeq names its product apolipoprotein C1 (gene Apoc1). Lineage: Eukaryota; Metazoa; Chordata; Mammalia; Rodentia; Cricetidae. Gene Ontology annotation, molecular function: fatty acid binding; phospholipase inhibitor activity. Gene Ontology annotation, biological process: lipoprotein metabolic process; very-low-density lipoprotein particle clearance; triglyceride metabolic process. The record is from RefSeq and is a predicted model, not a curated record. Gene Ontology annotation, cellular component: very-low-density lipoprotein particle; high-density lipoprotein particle; extracellular region.
GAUGAGCCUGCUCCGCCCCCUGCCCCAACCUGUUAAACCCCUGUGCAAGAUCCUCCCACCCCUGCGCUCCACCUAACAGAUCUGACUUAGAUCCAGGGUGCCCCUCCAGCCACCAUGAGGCUCUUCAUCUCACUUCCUGUCCUGAUUGUGGUCCUGGCCAUGGCUUUGGAAGGCCCAGCCCCUGCCCAGGCGACCCCUGACUUGUCCAGCACAUUUGAGAACUUACCAGAUAAGCUGAAGGAGUUUGGGAACACUUUGGAAGACAAGGCCCGGGCAGCCAUUGAACACAUCAAACAGAAGGAAUUUCUGACCAAGACCCGGACCUGGAUUUCAGAGACAUUCGGCAAAAUGAAGGAGAAGAUCAAAACCACAUUUGCCUGAGCACCUGGUGGGCCACCUAGUGCAGCAAGGAUGCCCACGUGAUGUGGCAGGUCACUCAUCCUAUACCAAUAAAAAGACUACAGUGAACAAAUGCA